GUAAACGGGGAGUUUUGACAGGUAUGAAUUAACGGCACCCCACUGAGGGUGGCGGGCUGUGUCAACGCCUUUGUAUUAAGUAACGUAGCACGCGCCAUUCACUUCGUCAGGUUGUCCUGACAUCCUGUGACGUCACUUCCUGCCGUUGGACAGCCGGUUCAGGCCAGUUCAUGCGCUCUAGUGACUCGCGGAGCUGUCAACACACAACACUACCUGAAGUGUUGGGGAAAGGGUAUCCGUCUAUCGGAAGGUAGCCUCUUCUCUCCAACGACGCUUUCCUCCAGAUAACAGCGACUCAACUCUCAUUAUGACUCGGAGGUGAUCUUCAGCGUGUCCAGGUGGUUCUGGGUUCCAGGUUGGUGUGGUAAGAGCAAGCUAACUGCAGGAGACCACCUGUGGCAGUUUGUCCCGGGCUCUCAAGCAACCAGGGAGGGGGUUUGCAGUCUGCCUUGCAUCAUGGAGAAGGAAGACGUAAAGGUCCUCAACAAGGGGGAAGAAGAAGAGAUGGAGCUGCAGGGCUUCCGCCUGUGCCGCUGGCGCCUGGCACUGGUGGGUCUCGGGGUGCUCUGUACAGGGGGCUUCCUACUCCUGCUGCUCUACUGGAUGCCGGAGUGGUGCGUCAAGUCCACCUGCGUUCCUACCACUGCUCGUGAUGCUGAAGUGGUGUUGCUCCGCUCCACGGAUGAAUUCCGUCGCUGGUUCCUGGCUAAGGUUCGAGUGCUUUUAGCCCCAGGGAGCAACCCCUUCCACAGCCUGGAGACCCAGACCACCUCCCCGUCUUCAUGUCCCUUUUCCUCUUCCUCUGCAUCUCUGGCCAAUGGAGACCCGCAGCACCCUCAGGAGCUCAGCAGAAGAUACGUGGACUACCAGCCCACACAGAUUCGUUAUUUUACACUCCACAGUACCAAGUACUUUUGGAAUGACAGAGUGCAGAACUUUGAAGUAUUAACUGGUCUGGAGGAUCUCCACGUUAGCUGUGCCGCUCUCCACUCGGAGCACGGCAGAGGCCUAACCAGGAACCAGCAAGAGUACAGGAAACUGUUCUUCGGAGUGAAUGAAAUUGAAGUAAAAGUGCCUUCUGUUUUCAAGCUGCUUAUCAAAGAGGUCCUCAAUCCUUUCUAUAUCUUCCAGCUCUGCAGCGUGAUAUUGUGGUGUGCAGAUGAAUAUUACUAUUAUGCUGUGGCCAUCGUCAUCAUGUCCGUUAUAUCCAUAGCUACCUCUCUAUACACCAUCAAAAAGCAAUAUGUCAUGCUUCAUGAUAUGGUGGCAGCUCACAGUAUUGUCCGUGUAUCUGUAUGCCGAGCCAGCAAUGAUAUUGAAGAAGUUUUGUCUACUGAUCUGGUGCCUGGUGAUGUCAUGGUCAUCCCCAGCAACGGGACCAUUAUGCCAUGCGAUGCCGUGCUGGUCAGCGGCACCUGCAUUGUCAACGAAAGCAUGCUUACAGGCGAAAGCGUUCCUGUGACAAAGACCAACCUUCCAAACCAGUUGCCAGGCGACAGUGGCGAUGAACCCGUGAGUGCCUACAGCACCGAGGAGCACAAGAGACACACGCUCUUCUGUGGCACUAACGUCAUCCAGACGCGUUUCUACAGCGGCGAACUCGUCAAAGCCGUGGUGGUCCGCACAGGCUUCAGCACAGCCAAAGGCCAGUUGGUGCGCUCCAUCCUUUACCCCAAACCCACCGACUUCAAGCUCUACCAUGAUGCCUACCUUUUCCUCUUGUGUUUGGUGGGCGUGGCUGGGAUUGGCUUUGUCUACUCCAUCGUCUUCAGCAUCAUGAAAAAGGUGCCGGCCAAGACCAUCAUCAUCGAGUCCCUGGACAUCAUCACCAUCACUGUUCCGCCAGCGCUGCCGGCGGCCAUGACGGCUGGUAUCGUGUAUGCCCAGCGGCGCCUCAAAGAAAUUGGAAUUUUUUGCAUCAGCCCCCAAAGAAUUAAUAUCUGCGGGCAGAUCAACCUGGUCUGCUUUGACAAGACAGGAACGCUUACAGAAGAUGGCUUGGACCUAUGGGGAGUCCAGAGAGUUGAGAAUGGAAGAUUCCAGCAAUCGGAAGAGAAAGCCUACAAGGAGAAUCUGGUCAAGUCCCAGUUUGUCGCUUGCAUGGCCACCUGCCACUCCCUCACCAAAAUAGACGGUCAGCUAUCUGGGGACCCGCUGGACCUGAAAAUGUUUGAGGCCACCGGCUGGAUCCUGGAGGAAGCCACCGAGGAAGAAACAUCUCUCCACAACCGCAUCAUGCCUACUGUGGUUCGACCGCCAAAGCAGCUGUUGCCUCCAGAGCCCGUAUUACCAGACCAGGACAUGGAACUGUAUGACCUGUCUUCGCAAUACGAAAUAGGUAUUGUGCGGCAGUUUCCAUUUUCCUCUGCACUCCAGAGGAUGAGCGUGGUGGCUCGUCUCUUGGGGGAGAAACGUAUGGACGCCUACAUGAAGGGGGCGCCAGAGGUGGUGGCUCGCCACUGCAAGACCGACACGGUGCCGGACAAUUUUCCAGAGAUUUUGGAGGGAUACACCAAGCAAGGUUUCCGAGUAAUAGCGCUGGCUCACCGUCGACUGGAAUCCAAACUCACGUGGCACAAAGUCCAGAACAUAAGCAGAGAACACAUCGAGACCAACAUGGAGUUCCUGGGUCUAAUAAUCAUGCAGAACAAACUGAAGAGCGAAACGCCCGGGGUGCUGCUGGAGCUCCGCAGAGCCAACAUCCGCACAGUCAUGGUGACCGGCGACAACAUGCUGACAGCCGUCUCCGUGGCCCGCGACUGCGGUAUGAUCCCCCCGCAGGACACCGUCAUAAUUGCAGACGCCAUCCCGCCGCAUGAUGGGCAUACCGCCAGAAUCACCUGGAGAUAUGCCGACAAGCCAAGCAUGGCGGCGUGUGUGGAGGAGGUGAACAUCAGCCUGGACGAUGUUUGCCACAUGGAUGAACCCAGACAACAGGAGCGGUACCAUUUUGCCAUGAACGGAAAGUCAUUUUCCGUCAUUUCCGAGCAUUUCCCAGAUCUCCUUCAAAAGCUGGUGCUGCAUGGAACAGUGUUUGCCAGGAUGGCCCCGGAUCAGAAGACGCAGCUCAUUGAGGCCCUGCAGGACGUGGACUACUUUGUGGGAAUGUGUGGCGAUGGAGCCAACGACUGCGGGGCUUUAAAGAGGGCUCAUGGUGGCAUCUCGCUGUCAGAGCUGGAAGCUUCCGUAGCCUCUCCCUUCACCUCCCGAACACCCAACAUCUCGUGUGUCCCGAGCCUCAUCAGGGAGGGCCGCGCUGCUCUCAUGACCUCCUUUUGUGUGUUCAAGUUCAUGGCUCUUUAUAGCAUCAUCCAGUACAUCAGCGUCACCCUCCUUUACUCCAUUCUCAGUAACCUUGGAGAUUUCCAGUUCCUCUUCAUUGAUAUCGCCAUCAUUCUUUUCAUUGUUUUCACCAUGAGUCUGAACCCAGCCUGGAAGGAGCUGGUUGCACGUCCUCCCCCGUCAGGCCUGAUCUCGGCGCCUCUGCUCUUGUCUGUGCUGAGCCAGAUCGUAAUCUGCUUUGGCUUCCAGAUGCUUGCCUUCUUUUGGGUGAAAUACCAGCCCUGGUACACCGUGUGGACACCACUUUCAGAUGCCUGCAAUGCCUCAUCGCGCGUGAACACGUCCGAGCUGAACCACACAGAAGUGGACGACCACAACAUCAGCAACUACGAGAACACCAGCCUUUUCUACGUGUCCUGCUUCCAGUACCUGAUUGUUUCCAUCAUCUUCUCAAAGGGCAAACCUUUCAGGAAACCAAGCUACAAGAAUUGGCAGUUUGUCGUCACUUGUUUGACUUUGUACAUUUUCCUGCUGUCCAUCAUGUUCUACCCUGCUCAAGCCAUCGAUGACUUCCUGGAGAUUGUGUGUGUUCCAAUGGAUUGGAGACUAAAGCUCCUCUCCAUCAUCGUAACCAAUGCUGCUGUGUGUUUUGUGGUAGAGACCUUCAUCAUUGACAUCGUCUUAUGGAAAGUUGUGUUCAACAGAGACAAACAGGGCAACGCUCCCGCUGCCCCACCACCACAGAAAGGCAUUGACCUGACGGCAGCCAAGUGCCAGUGCUGCCCGAGCAAGGUGGCGCCCAAGGCUCGCUACAUGCACCUGGCCCAGGAGCUCAGCGUGGACCCGGACUGGCCGCCAAAGCCAACCACCACCACUGAGGCCAAGCCCUGCCCACAAAAUGGCUCCUCUUACCAAAUCAUGAGCAACUCCUAGCAUCUAAAAAAAAAAAACAAAGCAGUCCCUAAUAUACCCCCCCCCCCUUCCUUGAGUGUGUUUGCACAUGAACUUGUCACUGGCCAUGAUGAUUGUAGAAUACUGUAGCUCCAGACCCAGACCCCCAGAGUUGCUUUCAAUUGUAAAUAGUUUUUUUAUGCUAACUCCAAUCGAAAGUGGCUUAAGGGCACAAAGGGCAGGUCCAAAAAACGGCACCGCAGCUUUGAAUCCAGCAGGGGGUGCUGUUUCACAAGCCAACCUAUUCAACAUUAUCCAGCAGGAAGACACUCUGUAACAACACAACAUGCGACAGCGAUGAAUACUGAACACCCUUGCUAGCGGCACUGUGACGACGCUGCUUCAUACUCUGUGAUGCAAGUUUGAACAACCUCAACAACCCCAUGUAGCAACAGGACGGGCGUAACGUCCGCGUGGUGCAACUUGCACACUUCAUUGGCUGCUUCCACCGAGCCAAAAACUCUAAUUAUAAAUCUGGACACUGUUAGCACGGCCAUCGUCAAAUACUGACAUUGUUUUACACACAACACUUUUAGGAUAAAGAUACAAUGAAUUAUAUGACUCACAUGUUAUCAACAUACAAAGACACCUGGUGACACGCACAAGUCCGUGAGAACCAGGCGGCUGUUUAUAUGACAGGGGCCAAUCAUGAGCUAUGAGAGAACCCACACAAUGUCAGGAGGUCAUUACACGGCGUCAUCUUAGAAGGCUAAAAUCAUCACACAGCAACUUAACACUCAAAAAGGUAGAUAAGAAAUAUACAAGUGCCAAAACUUCUUCCCAAAACGCAGUUCAUUGUCCAUGGCUGACCUCUGGUGGACAAUCAUUGCAGCGCUCCGGUAGAGCAUGGUCCUACAUUAGCAUUAUAUGACUCGCAUGUCAUCAACACAGAAAGACACCUGGUGACAUGCAUGAGUCCGUGAGAACCAGGCAGCUGAGCUGUGAGAGAACCCACACAAUGUCAGGAGGUCAUUACUCAACAUAACAAUGUGACUCACGGUGUCAUCUUAGAAGGCUAAAAUCAUCACACAGCAACUUAACACUCAAAAAGAUAGAUAAGAAAUAUACAAAUACCAAAACAUUUUCCCAAUACGCAGUUCAUUGGCCAUGGCUGACCUCUGGUGGACAAUCAUUGCAGCGCCCUGGUAGAGCAUGGUCCUUCAUUAGCAUUCUAUGAGUCACAUGUCAUCAACAUAGAAAGACACUUGGUGACACGCAUGAGUCCGUGAGAACCAGGCGGCUAUUUAUAUGACGGGAGCCAAUCAUGAGCUAUGAGAGAACCCACACAGUCAGGAGGUCGUUACUCAACAUAACAGCGUGACUCACGGCGUCAUCUUAGAAGGCUAAAAUCAUCACACAGCAACUUAACACUCAAAAAAGGUAGAUAAGUAAUAUACAAGACAAGUACCAAGUCGCAGGCUUGUACAGCGGAAUUCACGGUAUAUUUCCAUUUCUCUAAAACUUGUAAUGUCCAGCUGUUGAAUGUUUCGCUACUUUUUACACAACUUGCUCUUCUCUAACGAAGUACAACACAGUAUUCAUUUCGGGUACCAACAAAAGUACAACAUCGCACAUAAGUGAAACGAUCAUUUGCGCAGACGCUCAUUUUCAGUGGAUCUAUGCUGCUAUACGAGCUGCGUGCAGACUGCUCUAAAGUACAUCCUCUCCCUUGAGAAGACGUUCUCUCAAAUGUGAGGAGUGUACUCCCAUUUUUUGCGAGUACUUCAUUCGGUACUUCAUUUCUAAUCGUCGUCGGUUUUCUAUGAUCUACCUGUUCGUCAAGUGCAGCAAGGCUGCGUCAAAAGAAUGUCUAUACUGUACACCGAGCGGUGUAUUUGCUGAUUUGGUCCACGAGGAAGCAGUAAUUUCAAAUACUACAUGUAGAAAAUGCCAGUGUUACUCCGAAAAAAAGCCAUUUCCUGUUAAGUAUCAGCAUGAGAGGAAGCUAACCUGCAAUAACCCCGAUUGGGAAUUAAAGUGGAACCUCGUUUAACGUCAACAACUGCGUGACUCCGGUAACUCCGAAGACAUGGAAACAGAAACCGGAAGUCGAGCUAUGUCGCCCGGCUCGGAAGACUCGAUGUGGCAGCAUGUUGAUCAAAAACGCUGGCAUGUGCGGUAAUCUUGGGCUCCAUUUUGGCUCAUUUUGGUUCCAUUUUGGCUCCAUUUGGCUUCAUUUUGGCUCCAUUUUAGCUCCAUUUUGGUUCCAUUUUGGCUCCCAUUUUGGUUCCAUUCUGGCUUCAUUAUGGCUCCAUUUUGGUUUCAUUUUGACUCCAAUUUGGUUCCAUUCUGGCUUCAUUAUGGCUCCAUUUUUGUUUCAUUUUGGCCCCAUUUUGGUUCCAUUCUGGCUUCAUUACGGCUCCAUUUUGGUUCCAUUCUGGCUUCAUUAUGGCUCUAUUCUGGCUUCAUUAUGGCUCCAUUUUGGCUCCAUUUGACUCAGUUUGGCUUCAUUUUGGUUCCAUUAUGGCUCCAUUUUGGUUUCAUUAUGGCUCCAUUUUGGUUCCAUUCUGGCUUCAUUACGGCUCCAUUUUGGUUCCAUUCUGGCUUCAUUAUGGCUCCAUUAUGGCUUCAUUAUGGCUCCAUUAUGGCUCCAUUUGACUCCAUUUGGCUUCAUUUUGGUGCCAUUAUGGCUCCAUUUUGGUUCCAUUAUGGCUCCAUUUUGGUUUCAUUAUGGCUUCAUUUUGACUCCAUUUUGGUUCAAUUUUGGCUCCAUUUUGGUUUCAUUUUGGUUUCAUUUUGGUUCCAUUUUGGCUCCAUUUGGCUUCAUUUUGGCUCCAUUUGGCUUAAUUUUGGCUUAAUUUUGGUUCCAUUUUGGUUCCAUUUUGGCUCCAUUUUUGGCCCCAUUUGGCUCCAUUUUGGAUCUAUUUGGCUUCAUUUUGGCUCCAUUUUGGUUUCAUUUGGCUUCAUUUUGGCUCCAUUUUGGCUUCUUUUUGGUUCCAUUUGGCUCCAUUUUGCCUCCAUUUUGGUUCCAUUUGCCUCCAUUUUGGUUCCAUUUUGGCUCCAUUUUGGCAGAGGCCUGAGACGAGAAACAUUAUAGAAUUCAGGGAAGUGGGUGUUGAUCUCGCCGCCACAUCGCCUCUUUGGCAACAAUCACGUCUCCUGAAAUGUUCAGUUACCCUCCCCCGUCAUCAUUUCUACGUAUUCUGAAUUGUAAAAGCAUAAAAGCGUAUUUGUUUUCAUAUUUUCGUCUUUCCUGAACUGACUCGUUGCCCCGGAAUGACGCUCAGCAAGGUUCCACAGUAUUUUCUGUGUUGAGAUGAUUUUUCCUGAGUGAUCUGAUACCACGAGGCCAAAUAUUUUUGCAAUGGUGGGGGGGACCUGAUAUACCCAGUUUUUGGAACUUGUGCUUCUUAGCAACACCACCUGAUGGGAAAAUGUAUGAUUCUAAAGACAUCAAGAUUAAAUAUGUUUCUUUGUAAACUGUAGUAACUUUCAUUUUAAUCUAAAAAGCCGGAUUAUAUGUUGUAUAUUUGGUGAUGUACAUUUCCUGUGUGUACAGAAUAUAUCUUUUUUUUUUUUUUUUUAACUAUCAAGGGCUGGUUUCACUAUUUUGGUACUUUUAUUUUUUUUUACAAUCAAGUGUGAUUAAUUUAUACGUUCUUUUGUAUUUAUUUGUAUCAUCACUUUCAUAUCAAGUUGGAUUGACCUACUUGGGAAUGAAUUGCGGGCAUUAAUUUCACGUCAGUAUUUUGAAUUGUGGUGAAAUUUGAAUCCCACUUUGAUUGUCGGGUGGAUAUUUAUUGUGUCUUGGGUAUACUGUACACCAGAAAGCAAAUGUCUACUGUAGAAUGGUAAAAAAAAAAAGAA
Molecule: messenger RNA, 8040 nt
Organism: Doryrhamphus excisus (bluestripe pipefish)
Lineage: Eukaryota; Metazoa; Chordata; Actinopteri; Syngnathiformes; Syngnathidae
Gene: atp13a3
Product: ATPase 13A3
Biological process (GO): polyamine transmembrane transport; intracellular calcium ion homeostasis
Cellular component (GO): late endosome membrane
Molecular function (GO): ATP binding; polyamine transmembrane transporter activity; ATP hydrolysis activity
Source: RefSeq, a predicted model, not a curated record